Lampris incognitus (smalleye Pacific opah) is the source of this 2670-nucleotide messenger RNA. RefSeq names its product inflammation and lipid regulator with UBA-like and NBR1-like domains (gene ilrun). The transcript has 5 exons. Gene Ontology annotation, molecular function: ubiquitin binding. NCBI's taxonomy places the organism in Eukaryota, Metazoa, Chordata, Actinopteri, Lampriformes, Lampridae. The record is from RefSeq and is a predicted model, not a curated record. Gene Ontology annotation, cellular component: phagophore assembly site. Bases 92 to 940 code for a protein of 282 amino acids. Gene Ontology annotation, biological process: macroautophagy.
GGGUUGUUGUUGUUGAGUUGGUUGUUAUGGCUGGACGAGGCCUCGGACUAAAUUGAGAAAGGACUCCCCCCUCUGCCACGGGACACCGGCCAUGGAGGGCAUGGAUAUGGACGUAGACGCGGAGCUCAUGCAGAAAUUCAGCUGCAUGGGCACCACGGACAAGGACGUCCUCAUCUCAGAGUUUCAGAGACUCCUCGGGUUUCAACUCAACCCAGCUGGCUGCGCCUUCUUCCUCGACAUGACCAACUGGAACCUGCAGGCUGCAAUAGGCGCAUAUUAUGACUUUGAGAGUCCCAAUGUCAACACGCCAUCCAUGUCCUUCGUGAAGGAUGUGACGAUCGGGGAAGGAGAGUCUGUCCCUCCAGAUACACAGUUCACAAAGACCUGGAGAAUACAAAACACAGGUGCCGAAUCAUGGCCACCCGGUGUUUGUCUCAAAUACAUCGGGGGAGACCAGUUUGGGCACGUGAACAUGGUCAUGGUAAAGUCUUUAGACCCCCAGGAAAUAUCAGAUGUGAGUGUGCAGAUGCGUAGCCCCACUGCUCCAGGCAUGUACCAGGGCCAGUGGAGGAUGUGUACAGCCACUGGACUCUUCUACGGAGAUGUGAUCUGGGUGAUCCUGAGUGUGGAAGUAGGGGGUCUUCUUGGUGUGACUCAGCAGCUGUCCUCCUUUGAGACUGAGUUCAACACACAGCCCCACCGCAACGUCCAGGGAGACUUCAACCCCUUCGCCUCGCCUCAGAAGAACAAGCAUGAGGGCAGCGACAACAGUCUCAAAGACCCCGGUGGAGCCUGGGAGGGCAUGCAGGAGCCCAUCCAGGAUCAAAAUGGACUGUCACAUAAUGCUGUAAAUAGGGCAUCAAAUGGUCUUCAGACAAAUCUUACAGUCAUGACUUAUGGUCAGGGUAUUAAUGGACCCUAUCCAUUUGGACAGAGCUAGAACGACCGAAACAGCCGUGGAGGAUAAGGAGCUGAGCAGGCCCUGCAGGGGUGGGGAACAAACAGUUGUUUAAAUACUGACUCUGGACAACCCUUUACCCCAGCCGCUGGCCCUGUCCACAGAAACACAUAGUACAGUGCGGACAUGGAUUACAUGCACUGCAACGCAACAGCCCCACCCUAACGUUAAUACCUGGAUCCGCAUGUGUGAAUGCUUCAUUGAAGCAUGAUUUAAAUCUUAAAAACAAAAAAAACAAAAAAAAAACACACACACAAAAAAAAAAAAAAAGAGAGAGAGAGAAAUUUAACACAAAGCUAUUUUUUAUUUUUCCGCUGUUUAACACGCCUAAUCAAAGGGGAAAACGACCCCAAACAUUUUGCAUACAAUAUGUCGUUCCCAUGAUCAUGGACAAUUGAAUACUUUGGAGCUUCAACAGCCGUCUACAGGGUUCCUACACAGUAAGGUCUGGAAAAGUACGAAAAGGGAAUUUGAGCACUAAAAAAAGCCAAUAGAUACUCAUUCAAGCGCUGGAAAAGUUUUCAGAUUUGACAAAGACAUGGAAAAUGAUGGGGGGACAGAGUUCAGGCUUAAUACAGCUGUAUACACAUGUCCAUUUCCGACCUUUAUUUUCCUGAAUUGUGACAGUUUUUGAUGCGAAGCAUCACUAUAUUUAAAGUUGAAGUUGGAAGUUUACAUACACCUUAGCCAAAUACAUGUAAACUCAGAUUUUCACAAUUCUCGACAUUUAAUCCUGGUAAACUUUCCAUCUUAGGUCAGUUAGGAUCACUACUUUUAUUUUAAGUAUAUGAAAUGUCAGAAUAUUAGUUGAGAGAAUUAUUUUUUUCAUCUUUUAUUUCUUUCAUCACAUUCCCAAUGGGUAGACGCUUACGUCUUCUUUUAGCUUGUUUCCUGUUUCUCAGGGGUUGCCACAGCGGAUUUUAUAGUUUCCAUCGGUACCCUGUGUGGGCACAGCACCAAUGGCGGUUGUGGUUAACCCGGGCCUCUAUCAGUCUGGUAUGGUCUUGUCAAUCUGCAUAAUGAUUUGGAAAAUGUUUACGUCAGAUGCCCUUCUUGACACAACCACUAACCCUGUGGAUGGGGCUAUAGGUAAAGCGCUGGCUGCCAUCCCAGUAUUCAUGAACUUGCGCCCAUGCCUGUCGCCAAAGUGAUUCAGAAGUUUACAUACAUUUAGUAUGUAAAGGCGACACGGUAGCCCACUGGUUAGCACUGUUAGCUCACAGCAGGAAGGUCCUGGGUUUGAAUCCCAGGCUGUCCCAGGUCCUUUCAGUAUGGAGUUUGCAUGUUCUCCCCGUGUCUGCAUGGGUUUUCGUCCGGGUGCUUCAGUUUCCCCCCACCAUCAAAAAGACAUGCAUGUUGGGGUUAAUACUCCUGUCUGUGCCCCUGACCAAGGCAAUUUAAAGAAGAACUGAAGUUGGUUCCCAGGUGCUGCAGCUGCCCACUGCUCCUAUACAAUAGGAUGGGUUAAAUGCAGAGAACACAUUUUAACCUGUACAAUGAUAAAAUAAAGUGGCUUUCUCCCCAUUUAAUAUUUGGUAGCAUUGCAUUUAAAUUGUUUAGCUUGGGUCAAACAUUUUGGGUAGCCUUCCACAAGCUUCUCACAAUACGUUGCUGGAAUUUGGCCCAUUCCUCCUGACAGAACUGGUGUAAUUGACUCCUUGCUUGCACACACUUUUUCACUUUUGCCCACAAAUUAUCUAUUGCAUUGAGAU